UGUGGAGGGGAGGCUCGGAUGCUUCCCUCCCAGCCAGGCCCUGGAGUUCCUCCGAGCAUGGGGCCUCUUGCCCAAGAAGCAGAUACGCGGGAUCCCCUUUUGGGGGUCUCCGAAACGCGAACGCUUCAGGCUUCGGGGAGCCCUGAUCUCGACACGACCCCGACAGAAGACGAGCGGCGACAGCGACGUUUCGUAAUCAAAGGUGGGGUUUUUCUUGCUUCCAUCGCUACCGCAGGAAUGCUAGCAGGUUUUGGUAUGACACUUGCUGUUACAAAAAAGAAAAGUCCCAAUUGGUUCAAUAAGGGUGUAAUUUCCACAGCAUCUUUACCAGAAAGUGGCUCUUCCCUUGCCUUACGAGCCCUUGGAUGGGGUUCACUCUAUGCCUGGAGUGGAGUUGCAUUGAUCAGCUUUGCUAUCUGGAAGGCUUUGGGUGUUCACAGUAUGAAUGAAUUUCGGAACAAAAUGCAAUCAUUAUUUCCAUCAGUUCGAAAAACUGCAGUAAAUUCUGUUGAAUGGGAAGAUAUUUGGAAAUCUAAAUGAAUGACAUAUGAAGGAAUUUGUACUAAGCCUUACAAAACUAUAGAGGAAUUAAAAUAUUCCUAUUCAUAAUGGCAUGCAGUUAGUAGUAUCAACAUAUGCCCCCUUAAUGUUCCAGGCAAAAGUAUACUUUACUCUUAGUAGUUUUCACUUUAGUGAUGAUAAGUGCAGAAAAAGAUUAAACCGAACACAAAGCUUGGUUUGAAAAAGCAUGCUCAAUAUGUGGUAAUGAAACAAAGACAUUAACCCUAAAAAAGAGAUGAAUUGUUGACCAAGUUAAUGGGUAAUAGUAUCCAUACUCUGUUCCCUCUACCAAAGUGAUUCAUAGUGGUUUUUAAAAGACAAUAUAAGCCACUAAAGAAGACCGAACAAUGUUUGUAAAAAAUUAUACAAAUAAAGUGAUGGUCACUAAAUCUUAUUCUUUGUUCACUGGAUUAGCAUGAGCCUUCAAGAACCAGGACGAUAAAGAUAUUCAGUGCAAAGAGAAACACAACAUAUGAUGGGUCUACAUGGCAGUCUAUUUCUGACUCCAAAGAAGGAAAUUGCUGGGCCUUUGCAGAUCUCAGAUUUGUUACCCAAACUAUGAUGUAAUCCAAAGAGAACAGAAGUUUGCUCUUCUGAGCAAACAGUCUCUUGGAUUGCAGUAAUAUUCCAAUCAGAGACAAACAGUCCUGAGCAUUGGAUAGUUGUCCUAAAAGCGAGUUUGGAAAUGGAGAAAAGGAACCCACUUGCUUUUCAGAUUUUGGUGUACGAAACAACUCUAAACUAGUAUCAUGUGGGAAUAGCCAUGGCUAGUUAGGAAGGAAUUGGCAAACAUGGAUUUGGUGAUAUUCUUGGCUGUACCUUACACGAGAGUUUAGUAGUUGAAGCUGAGCCAUUUCAGGGUAUUAAUAUAAUAAAACUCUGGCGAGAUCUUUAGAUGUAUCAGACACUCGAGUAUCUUUUGAAUCAGAGGAUUAACAGGCUGCUGGUGUUGAAUAUAUUUUUUAAAAAAUUAUAAAACAGUAUUUAAACCCAUCAUAGAGGGAAGUGGACAGGAUAAUCUGAUCUGGGGAGAAUCUUGUCUGGAGAAGAAGGUGAAAAUUGUUCUGAUUGUUCCAAAUAUAAAUCUAGAUAGUAAGUACAAUUUUUUAAAAAAAUGGGUAAAGAAAAAAACAAAGAAAACCCUUCAAGGACUCUCAGACAGAAUGGAAUUUUUGUGUUUAAAUCUGGAGAAGAACAUGGAUAAACAAACAUUACUGACAAUCAACAGACAAAAAAAAUAUACAGCUUUAUUAUGAUAAAAAUGUAGGAAAGAGAGAAGAGAAUGUUACUAAAAGAGUGUCAUCUUACAUGCUGAAGAAGACAUGUUCUUACAUAAACUUGCAUAAUGCAGGUUCAUGGCAUAGCAAAGCAAAGGAGUUCUACUUGGUCAAAGCUUGUGCCUUAGAACAGUUGAUAAGGAGCCUCACAGUGACAGAGAUAGCUGUUCACUAACUUAUCUUUAGAAUCCUCAGAGACAUUCCUUGCAUAUCACUGCUGGGACCAGCAUUGAAGAGGAAUUUGUUGCUCUCCACAUUUGUGCUUUUUGCAGUUGGCCUGAUCCAGCUGGGUUUUGCUUUUGUUCUUACUAGCAUAUACAAUUGGUCUUCUUAUAAAUGUCAGACCAAACAG
Pseudonaja textilis is the source of this 2190-nucleotide messenger RNA. RefSeq names its product transmembrane protein 242 (gene TMEM242). Lineage: Eukaryota; Metazoa; Chordata; Lepidosauria; Squamata; Elapidae. The record is from RefSeq and is a predicted model, not a curated record.